AUGCCUCGUCGACAACGAACUCGCGCUUCAAAGGGCGAGCUCUUAGAAGAUGCUAAGAGGGUCAGUCUUAUCAAAAGCGGCCCUGCGAAAGUUGCUCCUCCAACCCAGAGAGGAUACGAUCUCAUUCUUGAUUCGUGGAACGAUUAUAAAGCGCGUAUUGAAAAACCGGAUCUGGUUCCUGAUGUGACUUGGUUGAAAUCCUUUUUCCGAACAAUGGCAAUCGAGCGGGUCGGCAUGCUACAUGACACACUCUCCCUCCACACGCUCAGGGAGUAUGUGACUCGAUUUGCAACUGCAUAUAAGCGAAUAAAUAAUAUAACAUUCACCCGGAUCCAAAUUAAGCAGGUCAAAGAUUAUAUAGCUGAAGACUUAAAAGCCGAGCUGGGGCUUAGUAGUAAAGUCCGUGAAAAGCUGGUAAUAGAUGAUGAGGAUUUGACGAGUAUAAUUCGCUUCCUAUGGGAAGAGGAUCAGUAUAUAUUCAGACGAGAAUCUGAGCGGGUUAAGCUUACUUUACUUGUUCUGAUUCUUGUAUAUACUGUGGCUCGACCGGGUGCUGUUGUAGAGAGUUCUGCAUAUAGGAAUAGUACAGAAGCUCUACUAUACAAGGAUCUAAAAUUCUGUAUUUCACAGGAUAAAAAUGGUGGACCCCCACUAAGGAGCCUCACAAUAACAUUCAACUUAAUGAAAGGUGACAGAGAGGAGGACAAUAAAUAUAUCUCACUCACUCUCUGGGAAGAUCUCGAGUUUCCUCAUCUCUGCCCAGUUACGUUUUUCCUCGCUGUAGCAUUCGAACAUAAUGCUUUCGAUUGCCGACCAGAAGACCUCUUCCCCUCCUCGAUAGACAGCAAAGUUAUAGAGAUUAACUUUAAAACCACGGUUUUAGACACUCCUCUUUUCCGAGGACCUGAUGGGGUUUCAGUAUGGCAAUAUAAUAAUUGUGCAUCCCAUAUAAGUGAACUUGGAUACCGUGCUGGAUACGACUGCAAAAUUACCGCCUACACCUUUAGACGAGGGGCUGCGAAUAGAUUAGUUGCUUCCGGAGCAACUGUGGCAGAAAUCGGCCUAAUACUAGGCCACAAGAACCCAAAGACGUUUCAACUUAGCUAUAGCCAUACACAUAUAGGUGUCGAAAUGCAGAGCGCAUUCCAUAACCGACUAGUACAAACUAGUCGGGUUGACGCACUACGUGGCCUAGAAGUGCACCGCAUCGCCGGUGCUCCAAGAUCAAUACAGGGCACAGCAGAGUAUAAUAAACUCCUACAACACCCGGAAUACCUCGAAUGCCGCAAACGGUGUGAGGAGCUUAAAAGCAAUGGCUCAAGUAAGUCGGCUAUUAUCGACGCUAAGAGGAGGGCAAACACUGUUAUAGCGCGUCUUAGGAGGACCGCAAGUAGGGCAAACCGGGAGAAAUUUAUUAAAAACAAACGCUCUUCACAGAGCCAACCCGAUAAUACCGAGACCGAGUUGGCUGCAGAUGCGGGCUGGGACCUCCCUCCCUGGCGUGCAGAGGUGUGUCGGUUCAUGUUUACGCCGUUGGAUACGUCAAAUAAGCAGCGACUUGCGUUACUCUACAGUCUUCGUGCGUUAUUUUUAGUUCACAACGGCAAGCCAAUUGCAGCGAACUUUGAACGUUUUUGCCCGGUCUAUAGCUGUGUACGCUCUAAAAAGAGUUUUACAGAAAUUGGAGCUCUGGACGCACACAUGCACCGACAUCAUCUGGGGGUUGUUCUGCCAUGCCCCUACGAAAAGUGCCCACGCCACAAUAGAGGGCUCACAGGUCAUAGAUCUCUUUUCAAGCACCUCCUGACUCAUGCAGUGGAUAAAUCCUCAAGGGAAGACGUCUCGAUAGUGGAUUACUCCUUUAUCGAAUAUUCCCCCUUCACGCAAAACGCCUUGAAAGAAGAUUCCUCUUUUAUGGAGAACGCCUCGAGAGAAGAUGAGUUCUCAAUAGAAUCUGCCUCUACAACGGAUGAUUCUCAUCUGAAGUGCCCGCGUCUGCACUGUCCACGCAAUAAGAAGCCUCUCCGUUCCGAGUCGGCCUUCGCUCGCCAUUUACUGUGCCACCGAAUGCGAGAUGAUUCUGCAGCAGGUACCUAUCGUCUAACAUGCCAUUAUCCUGACUGCCCACGUUUCUCAAUGCCGUUCAAAUGCGUCGCGUAUUACCGUCGCCAUUACAACAGCGUACAUCGUGAAAAGGAGCCAGAACCUUUAUUGCGCCACUCAAAGACUUUUACAAACAUAGAGUCUCUUGAUGGUCACAUGAAGGAAGUGCAUGAUCUCAGCAUUGAUUCUAACAGUUCUAGGCAUAGGAUUGAUAGCUUGGACCCCCCUCUUUGUAUUGAUCCGCGACUGCUAAACCUCGACCAGCAAGGAAUCAUAGGAUGGCAACAAGACGCAUAA
Messenger RNA from Venustampulla echinocandica, 2400 nucleotides. RefSeq lists its product as uncharacterized. The coding region runs from base 1 to 2400 and encodes 799 amino acids. NCBI's taxonomy places the organism in Eukaryota, Fungi, Ascomycota, Leotiomycetes, Helotiales, Pleuroascaceae. Gene Ontology annotation, molecular function: DNA binding. The record is from RefSeq and is a predicted model, not a curated record. The transcript has 6 exons. Gene Ontology annotation, biological process: DNA integration; DNA recombination.